CUGCGCAUGCGCGACGUUAGCGGAAGUGACGCACCUUGCUGUGUUUCCGUUGGCUGGUCCGUCUGGUUGGAGCGUCAGAAGCGGAUCGGUUUGGUUCGUUUCGGUUCUUCGCAAUCAGAAGCAUAAACUCCACGCAUAAGAUGUCGUUCGGUGUCCCGCACAGCGGCGGCCGGCGCAGUAAAUGGGAUCAGGCCGGUCCGGUGUCCGGAGAUGAUGGAGGCUCUGCUCCGACCGGAGCUCUGGACGCUGCUGCCGCCGUCGCUGCCAAGAUCAACGCCAUGCUGGUGGCCAAAGGAAAACUCAAACCGUCUCAGAUCAGCAGCACUGCUCCCGCGGAGAAAGUGGCAGGUGUUGGUGGUAAUAAGGUGAAAGAUGAUCUGGUGGUGGCCGAGGUGGAGAUUAAUGAUGUCCCACUGACCUGUCGAAAUCUGCUGACCCGCGGACAGACUCAGGACGAGAUCAGCAGAGUGAGCGGCGCUGCGGUGUCCACCAGAGGACGCUUCAUGACCACAGAGGAGAAGAGCAAAGCACUGCCCAGUGACCGUCCACUCUAUCUGCACGUCCAGGGACAAACCAGAGACUUAGUGGACAAGGCUGUAAACCGGAUCAAGGAGAUCAUUACUAACGGUGUGGUGAAGGCUGCCACUAACUCCAGCUACAGCGGAGCCACGGUCACCGUUUACCAGCAGCCUGGACCCACUCCUGUACCCACAAUCCCCUCCGCUGCUCACAAACCACACUAUCCAGGAGGAAUGCAUUACGUGCAGGACAAGCUGUUUGUGGGUCUGGAUCAGGCCGUGCAGGGCUUCUGUGUGAAGGAGCGUGUGGAGGGGCCCGGCUGCUCGUACCUGCAGCACAUUCAGGCAGAAACCGGGGCCAAAGUCUUCCUGCGGGGCCGAGGGUCCGGCUGCCUGGAGCCUGCGUCAGGACGAGAGGCCUUCGAGCCCAUGUACAUCUACAUCAGUCACCCAAAGCCAGAAGGACUUGCUGCUGCUAAAACCCUGUGUGAGAACCUGCUGCAGACCGUUCAUGCAGAGUAUUCUCGAUUCCUGAAUCAGAUGAGCAGUGUGAUGCCCACACAGGCAGGAUUCAUUCAGCCGCCUGCCGUUAACGGGAUCCCGCCGCAGGCUCCGUAUUACCCCCCCGCAGGCUUCCAGCCGUCCUACCCCGUCCCGGUCCCUCCGCCGCAGCCCAUCGCUCCUCAGUAUCCAGUGGCCCCGGGCCCCGUCCCCCCCCCACAGUACCCCGUCCCCCCCGCUCCGGCCAGCGUCCCCGCACAGACGCUUCCUCCGGCUCUGUUUCCUCCCGGCGCUCCGGCUCCGCCCACAGCUGUAGCUCCGCCCACCCAGCAGCAGAAGCGGCGCUUCACAGAGGAGGUGGACGAGACGGACCGUGGCCUGCUGGGAUACCAGGUGCAGGCAUCUCUGUGGGCAGCUCUGAGGCAUCAGGACCCCCGUCUGCUGCUGCUUCAGGGCCUGUGAGAGAGAGAGACAGCAGCAGACUCAUGCCCCCCCCGUGUGCUCCGGCUCCAGGCGACGGUCCGAGAGCUCAGAAAGCAGACGAGAAGACGCCGGCGCAGAGCCUUCUGGGUAAGACAGCAGCUCGCUCAUAAUCACUGUGAGGCUGCGGCGCUAGCUACAGGUAAAGCUGAAGCGUCUCGCUUCCUCAGGAAAUGACACGCUUCAGCUUCUCCGCCCCUCAUUGGUCAGAUGUGUUGAGUGAAGCUCCUCCCCCGAGCGGUGAUGUCAUCAGGCGUGUGGCUGUCACACUAACAUCCGUCUCUCUUGUGUUUUGUGUUCUCUCUCUCUCUCUCUGUGUUUUUUCCCUCUCUUUCAUGUGUCCGGAUCCUGCGGGGGUGGGGCCUCUUCCUCGACGCUGCCUCCUGAUUGGACGCUCGUGAUGACGUGCGGCUGUGUUUGAUUAACUGUGCUGCUGUGGCGUGUUGUUUGUGUGUGUUUCUGGUCUCUCUCGUCAGAGCCGCAGGUGAAGCGUGUGCGGACGGGGCUCGUGGCGUACACCGGAGACUCCUCCGACGAAGAAGAGGAUCACGGAGCCUCCAGAGCAGCCGGAGCCACAGGAUGGACGUACCGCUUCCCAUCAUCAGCGCCCUCACGGCCCA
Messenger RNA from Carassius gibelio (silver crucian carp), 2119 nucleotides. RefSeq names its product KH homology domain-containing protein 4. The record is from RefSeq and is a predicted model, not a curated record. NCBI's taxonomy places the organism in Eukaryota, Metazoa, Chordata, Actinopteri, Cypriniformes, Cyprinidae. The transcript has 13 exons. Gene Ontology annotation, cellular component: nucleus. Gene Ontology annotation, molecular function: RNA binding. The coding region runs from base 141 to 1481 and encodes 446 amino acids.